CAUCAACACCGCGUUUUGAUCCUAAAGGAUGGCUGAAGCAGAACUACAGGCGUUUACGUCUAUGAUGGACGCACUCGUUCAAAUCAGCUCUAACAUAAAGAGUAUGGAGCGGGAGCUGCAUUGCCCGGUGUGUACUGAGAUGGUGAAGCAGCCCAUCAUCCUGCCGUGCCAGCACAGUGUGUGUCUGCUGUGUGCUGCUGAGGUGUUAAUCCAGAGAGGAUACCCUCCCCCAGACCUCCCCCCAGAGCCCAACUCCCCGGCUGCCUCCCCCAACACACGCUCCCCGCGCGGGGCACGCAGACCCCCGCCCAAGACCACCGACCGCCUGGACCGCGUCCUCAGACCAGGUUUUGGGACGUACCCCGGGCGUCGUCGUAAGGACAUGUCUCCUGCCCCCAUGCUGUUCCCCUGUCCGUCCUGUCACAAGGAGGUGGAGCUGGGGGAGAGAGGACUGACCGAUUGCCUCAGGAAUCUCACCUUGGAACGCAUCGUAGAGAGGUACAGACACACAGUGAGCCUGGGCAGCGUGGCUAUAAUGUGUGGCUUCUGUAAGGCUCCUCAGUCCUUGGAGGCCACUAAGGGCUGUGCUGACUGCAGGUCCAACUUCUGCAACGAGUGUUUCAAGCUCUACCACCCCUGGGGAACGAUCCGCUCCCAGCACGAACACAUACUGCCCACCAACAACUUCAGACCCAAUGUCCUAACGUGUCUGGAGCAUGAGCAGGAGAGGUUGUUGUGGUACUGUCGCUCCUGCCAGAGACUGCUGUGUCCUCUCUGUAAGCUCCGCAGAGUCCACCACGGCCACAAGGUGGCGCCCAUCGCACAGGCCUGCCAGGCACUAAAGGACAAAAUCACCAAGGAGAUCAACUACAUUCUGGCCAAUCAGGACACAGUAAAGGCUCAGAUAACUCAGCUGGAGAGUGCCAUCACACAUAUGGAGUUGAACAGUGUGUUGGCGAGGGAGCAGUUGUCCCAGUCUGUGAGGGAGCUGGGGGCGUCUCUAGCUGAGCGACAGGGAGCGUUGACCCUGGCCCUGGAGGGGGCCCGGCUGAGGAGGGGGGAGGCCCUGUCGGCCCAGGUGUCUGAGAGGAGGGGUCUGCAGGAGGACGGCGGGUUAAUGGCCUACACACAGGAGCUGCUCAAAGAGACCGACCAACCCUGCUUCGUACAGGCCGCACGAAUCACCCACAACAGGCUGGUGAAAGCGAUAGAGAAUCUGCAGUGUUUCUCUCUCUCGGCUGAUCCCUCCUUCAGACACUUCCACAUGGACGCCUCCAGAGAAGUGAAACUCAUCAGCAACAUGGAAUACAUAAGAGCCCCAUUGGCUCCUGUGAUUGACACUCAGCGGACGCUGGCCUAUGACCAGCUGUUCCUGUGCUGGCGACUCCCCCAGGACUCCGCCCCUGCCUGGCACUUCUCCGUUGAGUUCCAGCGGCGAAUGGGAUUGACCGAGGCAGGCUGGGGAGGAGAGGUCAGAAGUCCCAAUGCUCCAGUGGCGUGGCAACGCCUGGAGGAGGUGGGCGGGACUAGUGCUGUGAUUGACAGGCUGGAGAUGGACAGUGUGUACGUGUUAAGGGUGAAAGGAAGCAAUAAGGCAGGGUUUGGAGAGUACAGCGAAGAGGUUUACCUGCACACACCACCCGCACCAGUGUUGUGUUUCUCUCUGGACUCUCGCUGGGGUUUGCAUGCUGACCGACUGGCGCUGGGUAAAGGACAGACAUAUGCCCGCAGCGUGCCUGGCCUCUCCCUUCUGCAGGCCGCCGACCGCUCCCUCACUUCCUGUCACCUGACCUCUGACCUCCUCAUAGGCGACCUGGCCAUCACCCAGGGAAGGCACUACUGGGCAUGCUCGGUGGAGCCCGGCUCCUACCUGGUCAAGGUGGGAGUUGGACAGGAGGCCAAGCUCCAGGAGUGGUUCCACCUUCCCCAGGACAUGACCAGCCCCCGCUAUGACCCAGACAGUGGCCAUGACAGUGGGGCUGAGGAUUCCCCAGACUCCUCCCCUCCCUUCUGCUUCCUCACCAUGGGCAUGGGCAAGGUCCUCUUACCCCAGGGGGCAGCAAACUUACACCACAGUACCCACAGUACCCAUGGGAACAACCAUGGCCCCCCUACUGCCCCCCUGCCCCCGCGCCUGGGGGUUUGUCUGGACUUCGAGAAGGGGCAGGUCACGUUCUACGACGCCCACUCGCUGCGCACCCUGUGGGAGGGGCAUGUGGAUUGCUCUGCCCCUGUGUGCCCGGCCUUUUGUUUCAUUGGUGGAGGGGCACUGCAGCUGCAGGAGCUGGUGGCCAAUCGGAGCACAGAGGAGCCACCGCAUAGAAGGGUCACCAUCCAAUCACGCGCCACCAAUUUAGGUAACUGAAGAAGUAUGGAGUGGAAUGAUGUGGAAAGAACCUUUAUCAACUUGAUGUUUACUUUUUUAUGUGUAGGUUUCAUUUGUAAUGUCUGCCACUGUUGAUGAUGUACAUUAUGCAGAAUAGAAGAAUGUCAACGUCCCGGAAUCCAGUGGAUUGUAAAGCGUUCUGCAGGUUACAUCAGGAUGUAUUCUGGUGUGAUUCCAACUGUUGCUGUGUUGCAUCAGAAAAGGACUCAUGGGUGGGACGUUAACUGUUAAAUGAUUCAUGAGUGGGACGUUAACUGUUAAAUGACUCAUGAGUGGAACGUUUAUUGUUAAAGGACUCAUGGGUGGGACGUUAACUGUUAAAUGACUCAUGAGUGGGACGUUAACUGUUAAAUGAUUCAUGAGUGGAACGUUAACUGUUAAAUGAUUCAUGAGUGGAACGUUUAUUGUUAAAGGACUCAUGA
Salvelinus namaycush (lake trout) is the source of this 2808-nucleotide messenger RNA. It is a transcript of the gene trim46a, whose product is annotated as tripartite motif containing 46a. The record is from RefSeq and is a predicted model, not a curated record. Gene Ontology annotation, molecular function: protein binding; zinc ion binding. The transcript is spliced from 12 exons. Lineage: Eukaryota; Metazoa; Chordata; Actinopteri; Salmoniformes; Salmonidae. The coding region runs from base 29 to 2365 and encodes 778 amino acids.